Molecule: messenger RNA, 951 nt
Organism: Exophiala spinifera
Lineage: Eukaryota; Fungi; Ascomycota; Eurotiomycetes; Chaetothyriales; Herpotrichiellaceae
Exons: 2
Coding region: 1-951 (316 amino acids)
Source: RefSeq, a predicted model, not a curated record
AUGUCCCGUCAGGCUAAACGGGAGCCUGAUGUAGAAAGCAAUACUGGAGGACAUGCGGGACAAGAUGUCCUCGACUUCGAAGACCCUUCCUGGAUAAUUGACCACCAUCGCCACAAUUUGAUACAAAAGAUCUCUCAACCGGAAAAUCCUUGGUUUGAAGUACUCGUCUGCUUUGGGGGAAGACGAUCUGCACCAAGCGCCAACGCCCACAACAACCAAAACCACGGUCAGCAGAAGCCUAGUGAUGGUCCUCAUCUGGAAAUAGCUGCAAAUAAGCUGCAGCCCACAGGGCCUCCAAACCAUGGGCGGCUGGAAGAGAAGGAAGAGAGUUACCGAAUAAAUCUCUCCGAGUUGCAACGCCUACGUUUGCGACAGCUUCAGCACAGACUAAUCCAACACGCAGUCGAUCUUCGAUACAACGCUCUAGAGCCAUCUGGUUGGGCCGAGGACCUGAGACAGUAUGUACAAGCACUGCAGGAUUACGAGUAUAUGGGGAAAUACAUCUGGCCACCCGGAGACCCAUUCUACGUUACUGGCGAACGAUUUGUUGACCGCUGCAUGCUCCAGGUCGCUAUGAGAGGCAAGGAGAACGAAGCAGAUCCUCUGCAUUGGGCAACAUCUAUGGGCAAGUGGGAGACUGCCGGCAUACGUCCAGUGCCCAUCGGCGGCACCCGGGACGAGAACUACCGCCAGGGCUGGAUCAGGGGCCUCCGACAACGGGUGGGCAUGGCCGGAGUAGGCGGCAUCUUCCUCAUCGUGCCUAUGUGGCUGAUGGUUUUGCACAACACGCUCUACACGGCGUUGGUGUCCACCACAGUGUUCGUUGUCAUAUUCGGCCUGUUCAUGGCCCUGGUUCUUGACAAGUUGAUGGAUGUCAUGUCGGGCACAGCCGCGUAUGCAGCUGUGCUAGUUGUCUUUGUGGGCCUGACUACUACCAAGAACACUUCGUAG